This is a messenger RNA of Mizuhopecten yessoensis (Yesso scallop), 2876 nucleotides long. Its product is annotated as calmodulin-beta-like. Bases 207 to 665 code for a protein of 152 amino acids. The transcript has 5 exons. NCBI's taxonomy places the organism in Eukaryota, Metazoa, Mollusca, Bivalvia, Pectinida, Pectinidae. Gene Ontology annotation, molecular function: enzyme regulator activity; calcium ion binding. The record is from RefSeq and is a predicted model, not a curated record.
UGGCGGCCUAGCUUGAUUGAUGUCAAGGUCACAUUAUUGACUAUUGAUAGUAUCGCCAAAUCAACAGCACAACACGGUUUUCCCGUUUGCUCAUCCUGUGGGAAUAUUCAGAUCAUUUUGUUAGUGCUGUGUGAGUGUGUGUGCGAACCUUAUAACGUUUGUGAUAUACCACGGACAGGUGAGAUCCAGUCGGCAUUGACAGAAACAUGAGUCAGGAGGUUGUUGACGAGAAAAGAGAGUGUCUUCGUCUAUCUUUUAAUCAUUUUGACAAAGACGGAAGCGGUACGAUAACUGUGGAUGAGAUUGGUAAACUGUUUCAAGCGCUGGGUCAAAAUCCCACCAAUGAGCAAAUAGAGCAUAUGAUCAAAGAAGCCGACACAGAUAACUCGGGCUCGAUUAACUUUGUGGAAUUCGAAAAAUAUGUUAAUAGACAAAAAGAAUGUAACCAGACAAAAAAACAGCAGGAAGACGAUUUGAAAAGUGCGUUUGCAAUUAUGGACAGAAAUGGAAAUGGUUUCAUCAGCAAAAAAGAGUUACGCAAAGUGGUGAAGUGUUGCGGAGAACGUCUUUCCGACGAGGAAAUUGAAGAGAUGAUGUCUAUUGCAGAUACAGAUGAGGAUGGCAAAAUUGAUUGUAAUGAAUUUGUGAAGGCGAUGUUACAAUGAAAGAGGAGCCCCGAUACCGUACUCUCGUUAGUCCUUUAGUAGGAUCACAGUGCUUCUUAGCAAUAGACUUUUGUAGACUUAGUGGACGCAAUGGAGUACAGGACGGAGAGAAACGCAUUAUCUGGAUUCCAUUUAGCCAGAAAUGUCCAUAAUCUCGAAUAAUAUGUCUACCCUUUUCGAAAUAAGAUUCAUCUGUUUGGUAUAGAUAAUAUAUGCUAACUUUAUUUUGAACAAAAAAAAAAACACCAGUAAUUUAAAACCUCUAUCGGCGAACUUUCUUAUGCGUCUGUUUCCUUUGCCAAGCAAAGAGUGUUUUUCAAUAACUGUUUGCAUUUAAAACAAACCUAGCAUAUACUUCUUUCCUAGGUGUCACUGUUUGUCUUUCACUAGAACAGCAAUGACACGGCAGAGGUGUAAGUUAGAUAAAUGUGUCAAUUUGCAACACUUAAUUUAAUGCUAAUUGAACUUUGGUAUGCGGAUAUUUGAACAUUAAGAGUAUGUCUAGUUAACUUGGUGGUUCUCGGAUUUAUUUGCUACGAAUGUACCCCAGUCCAUUGCUGAAUUAAGAACGCAAAGAGUAAAAUGAUUAAAAUCGAACAAUACAAAAUCACUAAUGCUUGUUUGAUAAAAAAUAAAGUAAGACAAAUACAGUCACUGUUCUUUAACCUCUGAAUAACCCGACUAAUUCGAUACUACAGAAAACUCUUAACGUACCGUAAAUUCGGCGAUGGUUUUACCUCAAUGCUAUAUUUGUAAUGAUCUUAAGCGACGUAUAGUUGAACAUUGCUCUGUAUUUAAUUAUUUAAUUUUAUCUUGUCUCAAAACCACAGAAGAUAAGUCCCCGUGUAUGUAUAUAAACAAAUCUCUAAAUGUGUAACACUGUAUGUAUAUAGCUAAAUCUCUAAAUAUGUGUCCCUGCGAAUGUACAUAUACAAAUCGCUGAAUUGAUGUCUUUAAGAAUGUUAACAACCCUUCGAAGAGGUAUCCUGGUGUCUGUAUAUGAACAGAAAUGGAAACAUUGAAAGUCAUUUAUGUUUUUUUUAUAUUUCCCUGUUCACUGUAAAGAUAAUUGAUACUCAUUCUUUACAUUGAUGCUUUAAGUUAUUUCUACAUUAUCUCCAUCGAACUACUUUCAUCAUAUACUGGAUUUAUUAUAUAUGUGUAAACUGCUUUUACUUGCAUUAUAUAUUAAUUGGAAGCGUUUUGUCAAUAACAUAUGCUUCUUAUUUUGAUAGUGUCCUUGCUGUGUUAAAAUGAACUUAGUACAACACACUCAUUGGUCAGUGUGUUUGGUGUUAUGCUUUCAAUAUGGUUCAUCCUAUUUAUAAAUCUUAUCUAAAAUAAGACAUAUUUUGUUAAACUUAAUUUUGAAUUAUAAUUUUUUUAAUUCAAAAUAUUGCUGUUAACCAGAGACGACUGUACAUUAUAUGACGAUAGCUUUAAUACCAAUCCAAAUAAUUGUUAUUGACUACUUGUCCUAGAACCAAAGAUUCCGAAUGAACAUAGCAUGCACAAAUCUUGUCACGUGAUAUAAUACUGUUUUUAUUUUUUUAUCAAAUUAAUAUCAAGCUAUAUCACAAUGAUGCUAUUUUUCACUCAAACAGCCAGACUGAUAUUAUUGAAUAUGUCCUGUAGGUCGCGCUUAUGAUACAUUAACUCAAAGACACAGUUAUUAGACGUCCAUUUCUCUAUUCGUAAAUCAUUACCAUCAUUUAUUUUAUUCAUUAUUUUCUCAUCAGGCAGCAACUUCCUAUUAUAACAUCGGAACUUCACACAGGGGCAUUUGAUGAUACAUGAUUAUCUUACAGUAUGUUUACCUAUUGCAGGUAUUAUAAUGAUUUGUUUCCAACCAUUGCCGUAACACCUUGUUACACAUAUUUUAAGAUGACUUGAUAAUUUGUCAUUAUAUUACUUAUGACUUACGAUCUACCUAUGACCCUAAUAAGAAUUACGUAAUAUCUCUGUAAAUUGACUUUACCGUAAUUUGUAUUAGGGUCAUAGGUAGAUCGUAAGUCAUAAGUAAUAUAAUGACAAAUUAUCAAGUCAUCUUGAAAUAUGUAGCAAGGUGUUACAGGCAAUGGUUAUAAGAAAAUAUCUAUAUACUGCCUAUCAAAAGGUUAUGUUAAAAUAUUCAUAUAUUGAUGUAUCUGUAAAUCUUAGUGAGAAACUGCCUGCUGGGUGUCAUUCAAUUAAAACCUACUAAAACUUUAA